Molecule: messenger RNA, 1086 nt
Organism: Saccostrea cuccullata (small rock oyster)
Lineage: Eukaryota; Metazoa; Mollusca; Bivalvia; Ostreida; Ostreidae
Product: membrane progestin receptor beta-like
Exons: 1
Coding region: 42-1034 (330 amino acids)
Cellular component (GO): membrane
Molecular function (GO): signaling receptor activity
Source: RefSeq, a predicted model, not a curated record
GUAUAAAUAUUUUAUAAUCAUUGAUUAACUAUCUGUAGGCUAUGUUUCAGGGCGAGUUAUACAAGAAGACCUUCCCUAAAUCCCGGGUCCCGGCCUAUUUCCACGUGCCAUACAUAGAGGCAGGGUACCGCUAUAUUCACGAGCCAUGGACAUACUACCUCUACAGCGUCUUCUACAAGAACAUGGAGACUCUCAAUGUCUGGACGCAUGUCGUGGGCACGCUUCUGAUGAUGUCACGUCUGUACCAAAUAUGUGUCAACUUUGACCUUGGUGACCCCUACACGUGGCCCCUUUUAGCAACAGUUCUCUCUUUUACGGUCAUGUUCAUCACCAGUAGUACCGCGCACAUGUUUUCUCACAAAUCUAUGCAAGUGAACUGUUGUUUGUUUAUGGCAGAUUAUGCAUGUAUCGGUCUCUUUGGAUACGGCUCCAUACUUACCCACUACUAUUAUUCUUUGGAUCAGUGUUUCUUGGAGUCGGUUCUUCUGAGGAACGUGUUUUACUUCGGUUCAGUACUUGCUAUACUAAGUACCGCCUUUGGAUCGAUGUCCAAAGCUAAACUUCAUGAACUUAAUUCGACAGCCUUAACAGUUUCGGGUCCAGGUGCAAUAUAUCUUUUGUCCAACAUUCCAAUUCUCCAUAGAAUCUGGAACUACGAGUGGACGGACGGGAUCGCUCACCAUCUUAAACAAAUGGCCAGUAUGAUUGGCGUCUGUUUCUUCUACUCUACAAAACUCCCAGAACGUCUCUCACCGGGGACUUUUGACUUCAUAGGAAACAGCCACCAAAUCUUUCAUAUCCUGUUCGUCUUGUGUACUCAGAAUCACUUGGAUGGUGUCAUCUGGGACAUCAACUUCCGGCAGACGUUCGUAGUCCGUCGGCCUCCACCGUCCCUUUGGAACAUUUUUGGAAUCAUUGCUCUUAUCUGUUUGGCAGACAUACUGACUAUGAAAUAUUUUUAUUCUAGUUUUAAAAAGAGAUGUUUGAAGAAAGAUACAAAUUCUAAUGAACUUAAGGCGAAAACCAAUGGCUAAGCCAACAAACAAUACUGGAGUUGGGUGUCCGACCGAUUGAGCACUAUAUUUU